Caenorhabditis briggsae is the source of this 1731-nucleotide messenger RNA. It is a transcript of the gene Cbr-nhr-8, whose product is annotated as Protein CBR-NHR-8. The transcript is spliced from 8 exons. Bases 1 to 1731 code for a protein of 576 amino acids. Gene Ontology annotation, biological process: cell differentiation; positive regulation of transcription by RNA polymerase II; negative regulation of transcription by RNA polymerase II. NCBI's taxonomy places the organism in Eukaryota, Metazoa, Nematoda, Chromadorea, Rhabditida, Rhabditidae. The record is from RefSeq and is a predicted model, not a curated record. Gene Ontology annotation, molecular function: zinc ion binding; nuclear receptor activity; RNA polymerase II cis-regulatory region sequence-specific DNA binding.
AUGGCUUCUUCUCCUUCAGUGGAUGACUCUCGUCGGUCAGCUGUUCCACCAAAAGAGCCAAAUGGACGAAUUUGUACAGUAUGUUGUGAUCGUGCGAACGGAUAUAAUUUUGGAGUUCUAACUUGUGAAUCGUGUAAGGCAUUUUUUCGAAGAAACGCUGCAAAACACAAGGAUAUCAAAUGUCCGUUCUCCGAUUCCUGCCAAAUUACUUCUGCAUCUCGUAAGUUUUGCCAGGCGUGCCGUCUGAAUAAAUGCUUUGCCGUUGGAAUGAGCAGUGAAUGGCUAAACGAUAUAAAACCAAAAACUUCUGGAUCUGGAAAGUUCAAAAGAAAGAAGCCAGAAACAAAAAGUCAAUUGAAAUUGGAAGUAGAAGACACUGAAGAUUAUAUUGAGAAUGAAGAAGAAGAGCAAAUCAGUGUGCCAAAAGCAUUGCUAGAAAAGCUAAUUAACAGAGCAAAUGAGAAGCCAAAAGAUCAUUGUAUUUGUAAAUGUCAAUGCGGAUUCUAUCCAACCUCCCAACGUCUCACUGCCUACACCCCGGAAGACCAGACAAUUGUUGUUUGUUCUCUGAUGAACACUUUUAAGAGUUUCAGAAUUUUUCAGAGCAGUACAGUAACCAAAAACUCGUUCUCACAACCUUCUCAUCACUCUGACUCAUUUUCCUAUUCGUCAUCUUCUUCAACCCUCUCACCAAUGUCAGUUAUCAGCUGUGCUCCAUCAUCUCAUGACUCCAGAAGCUACAGUACCCCUCAGAUUGUUCCUCAGUCGCCUUCUAAUUAUAGAGUUUCUCCUCCUUCCAUGCCUGCUUCGAUUACAGAUAUGUCUCCCCAGAUGACAUCUCAAUAUCCACAAAUGUUUUCUCCAUUCCAAUUCAAUUUCAUGUCCCAGCUGUCUUGUUCGAACAGUUUCUUGAAUUUUCCUCCUCCAAUGCCAGAAAGAUCGUGGAGUCCAGUUCAGUCAGUGCAAGUGGAGCCAUUAAAUGAAGCAGUUCCAUCAGUUUUGAUCAAGAAAAUUCAUCUGAAGAUCGACAAGUAUCUUGGAAUUCUGACUAGAGAAGAAAUGACUCUACUGGAGGAACUCCACAUACAAAACGAACCUUUAAAUGCUCCAUUAAUAAAAUGGCAUAAUCCAGAUAGUAUUGAUGGAGUUUUCAAAAUUAUUGAAGAGGCUCUUCGGCGGAUUGUCAACAUGGCUUGUCAACUGAGUCUCUUCAGAGAGCUACACGUAGAUGAUCGCAAGAAUCUUUUGAAAAGUGGUUUCGGAGAACUACUAAUUGUUCGCGGGCUGAUGGCAUAUGAUAGAAGUGAUAACAGUUGGAAUCAUUCAUUUGGGGUCGGAGGAAAAAUGGAAGUCAAAGUGGACGUUCUGAAAAAUCCCAAACUGGAAGAACACUACAAAGCCCAUGUCAACUUGAUAGCGACAUUUGGAGAUGAUGUGAGGAACAACGAAAACCUUAUGCUCUGUUUUAAUGCAGCUGUCAUAUUUCAUCCUCAUUUAACUACACUACGGGAAAGCAAUCGUGUUCAUGCAACUCAGGCCAAAUACUUUCAAAUGCUUUUAAAAUUGCUCACUUUUGAAUAUGGAAAAGAAAAAGCAGAUAUUGCCUAUAGUAACCUUCUACAUCAAGUCGUCGAACUUCAUCGCGUCAAUCGAACCUUACUCCGCGUCUUUUAUGGUUUAGAUAUUGCCCAAUUAGAUCCAUUAAUUCGAGAACUGUGUUCUUUUCAAUAA